Molecule: messenger RNA, 3865 nt
Organism: Callorhinus ursinus (northern fur seal)
Lineage: Eukaryota; Metazoa; Chordata; Mammalia; Carnivora; Otariidae
Source: RefSeq, a predicted model, not a curated record
GGCCCUAAGCUCCCUGUUUGGUUUUUGGGUGGCGGCAGCCUGAGGAGGAACAUGGCGCUCGUAGGCAACGGAGCAGAGCUGGAGGCGGACGAGGACAUCUUUGAAGAUGCAAUGGAAACCAUCUCUAUGUUUUCUCGCACAGAUAUGGCAACAAGCAGCCGUCCCUUUGCAUCCUUUGAUACAAAACUGGCCUCUGGACGGCUCGGAUCAUCUAAUGUCAACAUCAAACAAGGUGGAUCUCAAGUGUGGCCUAGAAGAAUGUGCGGUGGCAUUGAACUUAUUUCUAAGUAACAAAUUUACAGAUGCCUUAGAAUUGCUUCGACCGUGGGCUAAGGAGAGUAUGUACCAUGCCUUGGGCUACAGUACUAUUGUGGUGUUGCAGGCGGUCAUGACCUUCGAGCAGCAGGACAUCCAAAACGGCAUUUCUGCCAUGAAGGACGCAUUACAAACCUGCCAAAAAUACAGGAAAAAAUGCACAGUUGUAGAAUCUUUCUCAAGUCUUCUUUCUAGGGGAUCAUUGGAACAGCUGACUGAAGAGGAAAUGCAUGCCGAAAUCUGUUAUGCCGAGUGUCUCCUACAGAAAGCAGCACUCACGUUUGUGCAGGAUGAAAAUAUGAUCAACUUCAUCAAGGGUGGACUCAAAAUUAGGACAAGUUACCAAAUAUAUAAAGAAUGUCUUUCUAUCCUGCAUGUAAUUCAGAAGAACAAAGUUGAACAGCAGUUCUUCUAUGAGUUUGAAGGGGGUGUCAAGCUUGGAAUUGGUGCCUUUAAUUUGAUGCUCUCCCUUUUACCAGCACGGAUUAUCAGACUACUAGAAUUUAUAGGAUUUUCAGGAAACAGGGAGUUGGGCCUCCUGCAGUUACAGGAAGGUGCAUCAGGAAGAAGCAUGAGGUCUCCGCUGUGCUGCUUAACUAUACUAGCUUUUCAUACUUACAUCUCCCUAAUCCUUGGUACAGGAGAAGUGAAUGUUGUGGAAGCAGAGAGUCUUCUUGCACCCUUCCUCCAGCAGUUCCCAAACGGCUCCCUCAUGUUGUUUUAUCAUGCCCGGAUAGAGCUGCUCAAAGGGAAUGUGGAGGAGGCACAAGAGAUAUUUCGAAAAUGCAUUUCAGUUCAAGAAGAAUGGAAACAAUUUCACCAUCUCUGUUACUGGGAGCUGAUGUGGAUUUAUGUAUUCCAACAAAACUGGAUGGAGGCAUAUUAUUAUUCCGAUCUGCUUUGCAAAGAAAGUAAAUGGUCCAAGGCAACAUAUGUGUUCUUGAAAGCUGCAAUUUUGAGUAUGCUUCCAGAGGAGGAUGUAGUAACAACUAAAGAGGAUAUAGUAACUUUAUUCAGACAGGUGGAGAGCUUGAAGCAGCGAAUUGCGGGGAAAUCUAUCCCUACGGAGAAGUUUGCUGUCAGGAAGUCUCGUCGUUACUCUGCUUCAUUGCCUGCACCCGUGAAGCUCAUCGUGCCUGCCCUGGAGAUGAUGUAUGUCUGGAAUGGUUUUCCAAUAGUGAGCAAGAGAAGAGACCUUUCCGAAAAUCUGUUGGUCACUGUCGAAAAGGCUGAGGCUGCUUUACAAAAUGAAAACAUAAGUGACUACUCUGUGGACGACGAGUGCCUGGUGAAGCUGCUGAAGGGCUGUUGCCUGAAGAACCUACAGCGACCCCUGCAGGCCGAACUGUGCUUCAAUCACGUCAUCCAAAGUGAAAAGCUACUGAAGUAUGAUCACUAUCUAGUGCCAUUUACUCUGUUUGAGUUGGCCUUUUUGUACAAAAGCCAAGGGGAAAUUGACAAGGCCAUAAAGACCCUAGAAACUGCAAGAAACAACUACAAAGAUUACUCCAUGGAGUCCAGGCUACACUUCCGAAUUCAGGCAGCUCUUCACCUCUGGAAAAAAACUUCCUCCGAUUGAUCAGAACACGAAGGAUGGAGUUUCCCCUCAGUUAGCACUGACAUCUGCUCUAGAUUAGACCUUGUAUUAAAAUGGAAAAGUGAUCUUGUGAAUGAGAGACAAAAAACUAAUUUUAUUGUCAAUAUUUUUUAUCAUCUGUGUGGUUUACUGUUAGUCUGCGUCAGUUUUUUUUUUUUCCUAUGAAACGAUGUUCAAUGUUCAGUACUGUCUAGAAAAUUCUUACAUUUUGCCUCUCCAAGAAGAAUUUCAUAUUGGAUUUGAAUUGGAGAGUGAAGAAGUCUUUUAAAGGACUCACAGGUACAAUAAAGUCUGAUUAGAUUAUUUUUUUAAUGUGGAAAUUUAUGUUUAAGUAGCAAAGGGCUGAUAAGUUGAGCCAUUUUUAGAUUUGUUGGUCAGAGAUAUUUUGUUGCCUAGUAUUUAAAUUUAAGAGGGGAAAUAAAAAUCACCUACAUUCAAAAUAGAUUAACAAAAACCUGAAGUCUCCUGAACAAGACAGGCAGUGGGUGUGAAUAGGGAUAGGAUAGUGUCCUUAAUGGGUUGAAGGGAACUGUGUCUGGAAAAGAUGGUGAAAUAUUAGGUUUUGGGUUUUUUUUAUUCUUCAUGUAAGUUAAAGGUGGUGACGUUUUUGAGUGACUAUCCUUUUUUUGAAUGUACUUAAGUCUAUUAUAAUAACAAAAUUCAAGAAAUUGUCUAAAGGGAAGAAGAAGUCAUAUUUUAGAAAUUAUCCUCAAUCUUAGCCAUGAGAGUCUAAAAUACAUACGUUGAUUAUUUUUUCUAUAGGAAGCAAAGUUCCUGCUGCUUUAAAUGGUAUGUAAAAUAUCAAUAAUUUUUAUACUCAUGAUGUUGGUGAGUAAGAUCUAAUUUUCUAAUCUAUCUAGCACUGUGAUGGUUCCUUGUAAAUAUCUGGACCACGCUUCAUCCUUUAUCUGGGAAACACAAUCAGGGCAGAAUGCGGGAGAGAGCCUGGCUCUGCUACUGCUUAGCAGUCACUGGGGUGACCUCUAGGGAGCCCCCUGCUCUCUGCAUCAGCGUAUUUUCCUCAUCUGUGAAAUGGAAAAAGAACAGAUGAAUUUUCAAGGUCUCUUUUGGUUUUAUAACUGUGAGUCUGUGUAUUAGGCAUUUUCAGCACACAGUGUCAAACUGUUUAACUCAAACUGUUACCACAAAGUGCGAGUCUUAUUCUACGGUCAUCUCUGUCUACCCCCACUCCCCGCCCAUAUGUUGGGGUUAAUGACAGGAUUGCAUCCAGGGCGAGGAAAAAUAAUUCAUGGAUCCACAAAUCAGGGUGUGGUCCUAUUUCUGUUCUAUUUUGAAGAGUAACUUAUCAUGGAAACCUCUGUAGUUUAACAGAACAUCCCCAGAUUGGGAUCUGGAGCCCACCUAUGCUAGUCAGUAGUACCUUGACGUGGAUGGAGUAAGUCCUUCAUUCUUUCUGUGACUCCAUUUCCCCGGGGUCGGGGGUGAGGGGGAAGGCAACACAACUGCUUGGUGCUUGUGGCGGCUCAAUUAGAUGAUGCCUAUGAUAGCUUUUGGUAAACUGUGAAAGUCUAUAUGAAUAUAUGAGUUGCCGUAAUAAUUAUGGUUUUUAUGCACUGAUUACAAUACCAACACAAAAAUAUUGGCUGAGUUUGUGGCCUCUGCUGUAAAAUGAAGGAAGUGCAGAAAUUCAAAUACCUUUAAACUUAUUCAUGUGUUUGUCACGGACAAUAACGCAGAUUAUGAAUUUGCUCCUUGCUGUUCAUUCCCUGCGACGUGAGUCUGUACCCAGCAGGUAUUUUGGUCUUGUUUUCUUUAAGGUGCUAAUUCUUGACCAAUACUGAAGAUAUGUUUCCAGUGGAAGAUGAUUAGUACAACUUGAGUCAGAGAACUAGCCCUUCAGAGAGCAUGGUGGGAGCUCUCACUAUGUGCUAUUAAUGUGAAUUACGUAGCUUUAUUUUAGGUCCAGGCGAGAGGAAAUAAAAUGAACUGUUA